UUGUACUAGCAUAAUAAGUACAGCAGAUAGUGUCUAUCACUAUUCAAACUCCAAAGCUUGAUAGCUUGUAAACAUAACCUAGUACUUAGUCACGGUGGUGGUGUGUGUUCGAAACAAAACAAAUCCAAGAGUGAUGAACUGAUUUGAAACAUACACCUGUUCGAGGAUAGCCGCCACCAGUUGGGCGCCAAAUCUCCCCAAUCCACAAGUGGUGUUUCAAAAAUGCAGCGUAUUUUCACAAGACGGAAACUGUUACUUAUCGCAACAUUAUUCAUAAACGUUGUACAAAAAGCGCAAUGUGAUAUUAGCGUAUCGACAAAUGACUUAACUAUACAAUUAGAGCACACAGACUCAUUUAAUUUAAUAUUAAGAAACGUCACAAAUUAUGCUCCUUUCACCAUCAAAUUUGAUAUUCAGCAUAAAGACAUAAUUCGUGUGGAACCAGACUCAUAUAACGUUACGAAAGAUGAAGAUGUAAAUAUAAUAGUUCACGCAAUUGGAGCCGGACACUCCGAAGUCGUAGCCAAUGCAACCAACUCAAGCAUAACCGUUAGAAAGGCCUUUGUCCGAGUCACAGUUCAAAAACACCCAGAACUUGACACGUUUUCUCUAGUCAUUGGGUGGAUCUACUUCGUGGCGUGGUCUAUUUCCUUCUACCCGCAGAUUUAUGUCAAUUUUCAGAGGAAAAGCGUGGUUGGACUCAAUUUCGACUUCCUGGCCCUCAAUAUCAUCGGUUUUACGUUGUAUGCAGUAUUCAAUUUAGGAUUAUACUUCAUACCUGAAAUCAAGGCGGAAUACUCAAACCGAUAUCCUCGAGGUUUAAAUCCCGUUCAAGUCAACGACAUCGUAUUUGCUGUUCAUGCAGCUGCCGCAACAAUAAUUACGAUAGUUCAAUGCUAUUUGUAUGAACGGAGCGACCAAAGAGUGUCGCAUGUCGCCAGAAUAAUAAUUGGAGUUUUUGGUCUAUUUCUUUUCAUUGGUAUUAUUUUGGCGGCCAGUGACGUGAUCCACUGGUUGGAUUUCCUGUACUACUGUUCCUAUGUUAAACUCACGAUAACACUCAUCAAAUAUGUUCCGCAGGCAUACAUGAAUUACAAGAGACAAAGUACAGUUGGGUGGAGCAUAGGGAACAUUUUCCUCGAUUUUACAGGAGGCAUUUUGAGUAUGCUUCAAAUGAUUAUAAUCUCAUACAAUUAUGAUGACUGGGUUUCUAUUUUCGGCGACCCGACCAAGUUCGGCCUAGGCCUCUUUUCCGUGGUCUUCGAUAUUUUCUUCAUAGUCCAACACUACGUUUUAUACAGACACACAAAUUACGAAGAGCAAUAAAACAUUAUUUUGUUAAAGUUUAUAGUGAUUUUACAUACUGUGUUACAUAAAUAAAGAGUUUUAUUAUU
Molecule: messenger RNA, 1394 nt
Organism: Tribolium castaneum (red flour beetle)
Lineage: Eukaryota; Metazoa; Arthropoda; Insecta; Coleoptera; Tenebrionidae
Gene: Ctns
Product: Cystinosin
Exons: 9
Coding region: 223-1326 (367 amino acids)
Biological process (GO): L-cystine transport
Cellular component (GO): lysosomal membrane
Molecular function (GO): L-cystine transmembrane transporter activity
Source: RefSeq, a predicted model, not a curated record